AAUUCCUGACCUGUUUUUUUAUUCCCAUGAAGAAAACAGUCUAUAAUGGCACGAUUAUUAUUGUUCUGCAUAUUUAAUCUGUUUGUCUGCUUUACCGUUCAGGAAAAUGUAUACAUAAUCACUGCACCUAAACUCCUGCGGCUCGAUGCCUCAGAAACUGUUGUCGUGCAGUUGUUUGGUUUUGAUCAGGAAACUAUAGUACAUCUUCACCUGAAGAAUACAUUAGCAAUAAGCAAUAAAGAAUAUGACUAUCAGUCCCUGAAGCUCAACGCCGCGAAUAACUAUCAAGCUUCAGCGACUUUACGGAUAUUAGCGAAAGAUUUCCCCAAAGAGGACACAUCUGUCUACCUUCAGACGAUUUCUUCUGCUUUCACUGAUAAUGUUAAAAUCCCGGUCACUACAGUCAAUGGUUUUCUCUUUAUCCAGACUGACAAACCGCUUUAUACACCCGAACAAGAAGUACAAGUGCGUGUUUACUCCCUCAACGAGGAGCUGAGGAAAUCUGCACGCACCGUCACUCUUACAUUCCAGGACCCUAGAGGUGUCAAAGUAGAGAUUAUUGAUAUGACCGACAUCAAUGGAGCAAAACCACUUCUUCCACCAUUCAAAAUACCUUUAAAGCCAAUUUAUGGAAUCUGGAAAAUUGUGGCCACCUAUGCUGACAAUUUUGAAACAACUGCUACUGCUGAGUUUGAGGUCAAAGAAUAUGUGUUGCCCAGUAUUUCAGUCCAAAUUGAGCCGGAAGCCAACUACAUCAGUGAAGAAAACUUGGACACUUUCAAGCUGAAGAUCUCAGCCAAGUAUGUCCAAGGAAUGCCAGUUAAAUCGGCGAACAUUCUGUUGAAGUUCGGAUACAGUACUCCAGAAGAAACUGUCAUAAUACCAUCAACAUAUAGAUCAUACAUGCUGUAUAACGGAAAAAUGGAAGUGGACUUGGACAUCAGGUCAGCUCUGUCAUCCAAGCCUGAUGGACCUCAAUUCCUGAGCGCCAUGAAGGAAAACACAUUUCUUUAUGUGGAAGUUUUGCUGCAGGAGUCCACUGGUGGCAUUUCCCAGGAGGCAGUGCUCUCACAUGUGAAAUUUGUUGAAACUCCAUUUACCCUGAGUAUAAUUGCAACCCCUCCUUUCAUCAAACCGGGUCUACCGUAUUCUAUGAGAGUCUUAGUGAAGGAUCCUUUGGGUGAACUGGUGAAAGGUGUGUCCGUCACGGCAAGGGCUACAGCAACUACGAUUGACAACCAGUCAGAAAACCUCAGAUUUUUAGGGCACCAGGAUUCAGUAACAGUGCCAAGUAGUAAAGAUGGGAUUGCUUAUUUCACCUGCAAUAUACCUGCGAAUGUGAAAAAUGCUGAAUUCACUUUUGAGACAGAAGAUGCUUCUUGGAGCCAGGGUCCGCUUACACUAAAAGCAGAAUCGUAUGUGUCUGUCAACCAUCGAUACCUGUACAUUGAUUUACCACCUGAAUCCUCAGUAUUUGAAGUUGGACAGUAUGUUGACAUCAGCGUUGUGUUUUCUUAUCGAGACUAUCUCUCACUGGACACCUUCAGCUACCAGAUCAUCUCCAAAGGAAAAGUAGUGAAAUACGACACAGUCAAGCGUGUGAGUGAAAUGAGUCAGAGCCUCAACAUAAAGAUCACCCCUGACAUGGUGCCGUCUGCUCGCCUGCUGGUGUAUUACGUCCUGUUCGGGGAGGAGAAAGCUGAGCUGGUGGCAGACUCUACGUGGAUCGAUGUCAAGGCUAAAUGUGUUAAAAACUUAAAUCUGGAGUUAUCAACUCUCAAAUCACAGGAUGGCUACAAACCCAAAGAUAAACUGGAAAUAAAGGUGUCAUCUAGAAGCAAAGGAGAGUCACUGGUGGCUUUUUCUGCAGUCGAUACGGCUUUAUUCAACUUAAGAUCUAACAAAAAGGAUCCCCUGAAGAAGAUUCUACAGCAUGUCGAGAAAAGUGAUAUAGGUUGCGGAAAAGGAGGAGGCAAAAAUAAUGCUGAUGUGUUUGAUCGCGCUGGCCUUAUUUUUAUCACCAAUGCCAAUGCUAAGGCUUCAAGUGCAGGGGGGACUUGCUCAGACACGGUUAGACCAAAGCGUUCAGUUGAACUAAAGAGGCAGUUUGAGGAUAAAGCCCAAGAAUAUGGGGCAUUUAGGGAAUACUGCUUAUCUGGGACGCGCAGUAGCCCGAUGCUAGAAACCUGCAAAGAUCGCGCUGACAGAGUGACUAUACCUAACAAGAAAACGAGAAGAGAUUACGAGAAGGAAAAAUUGUGCCGGCGUGCCUUCGAGCAGUGCUGUGUAUUUGCUAGGAAUCUUCGUAAAGAGAAUGCAGAAAAAUUCCUUCUAAGCCGGGCAGCAAUCGACUUUCUGAUGGACGCGCCGCUGUCUCAGGUUAGGAGCUACUUCCCUGAGAGCUGGUUAUGGGAGGAACACCUCAGCAAAUCUGGUUCUGUGAGCAUUAGUAAAACUCUUCCGGAUUCAAUCACUACAUGGGAACUAAAAGCAGUUGGAGUAUUCAACGAAGGGAUCUGUGUGUCAGAUGAAAGGAUUCCGGUGUCCCAGGACAUUUGGGUGGACGUCCCAUUGCCUUAUUCUAUGGUUCGUGGAGAGCAGAUUCUGCUCAAGGGUUCUGUCUACAAUCAGCGCUCUUCAGGCAUUAAGUUCACUGUGACCCUGACGGCAUCCAGUGCAGUGUGUGUGUUUCAUGGAGCUCAACAGGGGAAGAGAAAUGAAAACAGUGGGCAGGUGGCAGGUGGUUCAGUGGCUAUGGUCUCAUUCUACAUCAUGGCUUUGGAAGCGGGCACUCAUACGCUCACAUUCACUUUAACAACCGACUGGAUUACUGAGAGUGUGGUCAAGAAACUGAGAGUGGUGCCGGAGGGAAUUAGAAUGGAAGAAUACAAUGGCAAAAGAAUAGAUCCAAAUGGAGUCUUUGGCACUCCCAUGCGAAAACUUGAGUUUAAAAAUGUUAUUCCUCCAAAAAUUGUGCCCAAGUCAUCUGUGGAUCGAAUUAUGACAGUUAAUGGUGAAGUGCUGGGAGAUAUUCUGUCCAUAUUGAAUAACCCAGAAGGUAUAAAAAAGCUGACCAAUCUGCCAAGGGGAAGCGCCGAGCUGGAGCUCAUGAGUCUCCUGCCAGUCUACUAUGUCUACCACUACCUUGACAAGACAGAGAAAUGGAACAUUUUGGGGAAAGAGUCGGCCGCGAGUGAAAAGGAACUGAAGAGAAAGAUGCAAGCUGGCAUCACCAGCAUCAUGUCAUUUCAGCUGAAGAAUGGAGAAGCCUUCAGCAUGUGGGCUAAAAAGGACAAAACCCCCAGCACCUGGGUGACAGCACUUAUAAUCAAGACAUUGUCUGACAUUCAUGAAUAUGUCUCUUUGGACACUGAUGUGCUGGCCAACGCCAUCCACUGGCUGAUUAAAAGCUGUCAAAAUGAAGACGGCUCCUUCUCUGAGAUGGCAAAAACCAAUCCACAUAAACUCAUGGGUGCCGGAGUAGGUGUCACUGAAAAGUCAGUUUACCUCACGUCUUAUGUCAUGAUUGGGAUUAAAAAUGCUCUGAAAAUUCCAAACCUUAAACUACAGGUCUUUAAAGAUGCUUUAGAUCGUGCAAUGCAGUACCUCAUCUCCAAGUUCCGCAAAAGCUCACAUAAGAUUGAGAGUUUAUAUGUUAGAGCCAUUGCAUCCUAUGCGCUGACGGUGGCAGAUAUCGAUGAUGGGACUGCAGUCAAUGUGUACGAAAAUAUCAAAAAGCAGGCUCAAAUUGAAGGAAACCCAGCAAGAGUUCGUUUCUGGCAAGAAUCUAAAACCAAUAUUGAUCCAUUAACACCUAGCAGUGUGACAGCAAAGUCUGUGGAAACAACAGUUUACGUCCUGCUUAACACUUUAACCAGAGGUGAAACCGAAUAUGCAAAACCCAUCUUGAACUGGUUAACACAAGACCAGAGAUAUGGAGGAGGCGUCUAUUCAACACAGGACAGCAUUCUUACUUUGGAAGCCCUCACCAUGUACAGCAUUAAAGCCAAAGAAGCCAAUUUAAACAUGGUGGUUGACAUUGAAUACAAAACUAAAGGUGAAAGAAUCAGCCGAAUCCAACUAACUCAGCAGAAGCCUGUGGCUAAACCAAUAGAGGUGACACAAAAUGAUGACGUGAUCGUCAAAACGGCAAUGAGUACUGGUGUGUCAUUUGUUAAACUGAAAACUGUGUACUAUGUAAUGACAGAAAGCAAUGAAAAUUGCCUUUUUGAUACAACCAUUGACAUUCAUGACCGUGACUCAAACUCAGACGAUCCUAUGCGUUUGUCUCAGCGGAUUGAGGCCUGUGCAAAAUUCAAACCCCCCGAGAAUUCAUUGGAAACUGAGUCAGCACUCACUGUGAUGGAAAUUAACCUGCCAACUGGUGUGACUCCGGUUCUGGAAGAUCUAGAUGAGUACCAGAAUGGACUUGAGUCUCGGAUUUCUAGCUAUGAAGUUAUAGGUGACAAAGUACUGCUUCAGAUAGAUUCGAUACCAUCAGAUAACUUGUACUGUGUGGGCUUCCGUAUCCAAGAGGAAUUUGAAACUGGCAUGACUAAAGCCUCAGAAUUUACAGUAUAUGAAUAUCAAGCUCCAGCAUUUAAGUGCACGAAGUUGUACCAGAAACAAACCCGCAAGCUGUUACGACUCUGUGAGGAAGACCAUUGCCAGUGCAUGGCAGCCGAAUGCUGCAACUUUAAAUCCACCAUUGAUCCUUCGAUCACUGCUGAACAGCGCACAACUGAUAUUUGCAAAGAAAGUGUGAACUAUGCACUUAAAGUAGUAAUCGACUCUACUGAGGCAGGAGGAGAUUUUGUAACCUACAAAGCCAAAGUUAAAUCAGUGCUCAAAAAAGGAGCAACGGAUGACUUAAAAAUAGAUUCAGAGGUAGAAUUAAUAAAGAAGGCAUCCUGCAAUUCAACACAAUUCAAGGAUGACAAGCAGUAUCUGAUCAUGACUGCUGAAAGCAUAAAGAUUCCAGUGAAUCGUGCUUACAAGUACAAGUUCCCUUUGGACUCUGAAGCUUGGGUGGACUUGUGGCCGCUUGAUUCUGACUGCAGUGAUGCUAACUGCAAACAAUAUGUCAAAGUUUUGGAUGCAUUUGAAUUUGACUACUUAUAUAACGGCUGUGCUUUUGUGUAAUCUCAAUAGAAAUGGUACUUCAUGUGUAUGUUCUUAUUCUAUAAAAAACAUAUUCUGAAUAAGAAUAAACCGAAGCAUCUAAAUCAGUUCAA
Molecule: messenger RNA, 5234 nt
Organism: Danio aesculapii
Lineage: Eukaryota; Metazoa; Chordata; Actinopteri; Cypriniformes; Danionidae
Gene: c5
Product: complement component 5
Exons: 42
Coding region: 46-5142 (1698 amino acids)
Cellular component (GO): extracellular region
Molecular function (GO): endopeptidase inhibitor activity; protein binding
Source: RefSeq, a predicted model, not a curated record